AUGGAAGACACUCUGGCCAACUCUAGGCCUAGUUUUGAAGGGAAUGACCAACUCCGGGGCUGUGACCUGGUGCCGUGGGUCGGAAGUCAUCCACAUGACCUGGUGGAGGUGGUGGCGGGGGUGGAGACCCUGCUACUGCCGGACUUGCUGGCAUUGGUGCCACCUGUGGUGUCAUUGGUGCUGCAGAGAUCUUUGUGUGAGUUUGGAGGCUAG
Ilex paraguariensis (yerba mate) is the source of this 213-nucleotide messenger RNA. NCBI's taxonomy places the organism in Eukaryota, Viridiplantae, Streptophyta, Magnoliopsida, Aquifoliales, Aquifoliaceae. The record is from the annotation of a GenBank genome assembly.